AUGGCGAACGUGCCGCCUGUGGUUUUCCCCACCGGCAGGAAUGCUGCCGCGCCAUCCCCCGGCGGCUCGCAGCAGCGCCGCUUCCCCACCGCCCCCUUUCAACCCCCGAGAGCCUCAAGCCCCGGCCUCCCUUUCCUCUCGUUCGACGUUAAUUCCGCCGCCGCGUCCACCUCCUUCUCCGCCGCCCCUCAGUUCCCCUCCACUAUCGGCGGCGGUGGCUCCACCGGGUUCGAGGACGAGCCGCCGCUCCUCGAAGAACUCGGCAUCAAUACCAAGCAAAUCUACCAGAAAACCCUCUCGAUCGUCAACCCUUUCAGGAUCAAUUAUCACCUCCACGAGGACGCCGAUCUCUCUGGACCUUUUCUCUUCCUCAUGGCUUUUGGAUUGUUUCAGCUCCUCGCCGGGAAGCUUCAUUUUGGAAUUAUCUUGGGAUGGGUGACGAUGGCGUCCAUGUUUCUGUACGUCGUCUUCAAUAUGCUCGCGGGGAGGAAUGGGAAUCUGGAUAUGUACAAGUGUCUCAGCUUGAUCGGUUACUGUAUGCUCCCAAUUGUGAUGUUGUCUGCGGUCUCUCUUUUCUUGCCGCAAGGUGGGAUGGUGAUCAUGGUGAUAACAGGUCUGUUUGUGAUCUGGUCUACGCGAGUCUGCACGGGAUUAGUGGUGGAGCUGGCUAACUGCGGGGAGGAGCACAGGGGGCUAAUCACGUAUGCUUGCUUCUUGAUUUACAUGCUUUUUUCGCUGCUUGUGAUAUUUUAG
This is a messenger RNA of Striga hermonthica, 753 nucleotides long. The record is from the annotation of a GenBank genome assembly. Lineage: Eukaryota; Viridiplantae; Streptophyta; Magnoliopsida; Lamiales; Orobanchaceae.